UACGAAACGAAAUCGACCACCUCAACAACGAACAGACUGCUAAUUAACAACAGUCGCAAUGGCGAGUAUGUUAAAACCUUGGUAUCUGGAACUCUUGUGUCCGUUAUACUGAUUUCCGCGUUUUUUAGAAUCCAAGAACUCGUCCCAACAUAACCAGUCGAAGAAGGCUCACCGUAACGGGUACGAACUCCUACAUUUUAGCGCGAUCAAGGAGCGCAACCAUUAUCUACCUAAGAUAAUAAUCAGUUUUCGAUGAAUGGAGGGCUAAUUACUACCGAUGCACAGUAUCAAGAAGCCAAAGACCUCCAGAUACCCAUCCCUCAAGGGUACCGAUCCUAAAUUCAGAAGAAACCACAGACAUGCUCUCCACGGUACAAUGAAGGCUUUGGUUCGUCUUCCUUCCGAUGACCAGUUUCCGCCGCAUUCGGGUACUGACUAUUAUUACAGAAGGAGUUGAAGGAGGGCAAACGGGAGUCCGCAUGAACAUGAUAAUUUAUUCACUACAUGGGGCUUGGUUGUGGCAGUAGUUGCAUUCCAAUAUUUUGCUCUACAAGAAAGUGGAAGCAAGCCGCCGGUUUACACUGGGAUUAGACACUGGGGGCGAUAGUACUAUCCAUUGAAUCAACACAAGCUACACCAUCCGGCGAACCUC
Molecule: messenger RNA, 652 nt
Organism: Sclerotinia trifoliorum
Lineage: Eukaryota; Fungi; Ascomycota; Leotiomycetes; Helotiales; Sclerotiniaceae
Source: the annotation of a GenBank genome assembly